Cucurbita pepo subsp. pepo (vegetable marrow) is the source of this 877-nucleotide messenger RNA. RefSeq lists its product as uncharacterized. The record is from RefSeq and is a predicted model, not a curated record. NCBI's taxonomy places the organism in Eukaryota, Viridiplantae, Streptophyta, Magnoliopsida, Cucurbitales, Cucurbitaceae.
AAAAAAAAAAAAAAAAAAAAAAAAGUUGAGAAAUUAUGAAGCUCGUUUGGUCACCGGAGAGAGCUUCCAAAGCGUAUAUGGACACAGUCAAAUCCUGCGAGAUUUUCGGCGAAUUCGGCGUCCCGGAGCUUCUCUCCGCCAUGGCCGCCGGUUGGAACGCGAAGCUGAUCGUCGAGACUUGGUCGGACGGCGGUCCGGUAGCCACGAGCGUCGGACUUGCAAUCGCUGCAGGUCACACCGGCGGGCGUCAUCUCUGCAUCGUUGCAGACGAACGGGCGAGAUCGAAGUACGUGAAGGCGAUAAGGGAGGCUGGAGUUGAAUCGCCGCUGGAAGUGGUGGUCGGAGAUGUGGAGGCGUUGGCGGAGAUGAUAGCGGCGGUGGAUUUUCUAGUAGCGGAUUGUAAGGGGAAGGAUUUCGUUAGGGUUUUGAGGGAAGCGAAGCCGAGUGAGAGAGGGGCAGUUUUGGUAUGUAAAAAUGCAUGGGAACGAAACGGUAACGUCUUGGGGUUUAGAUGGCAGGGAGUGCUUCGGAGAGGGACACGUGUCGUUAAGUCGGUUUUUUUGCCGGUCGGUAAAGGAUUGGAAAUUGCUCAUAUUGGAAGCCCCGGUGGCGGUGGCGGUGGUGGUGUCGGUUCGAACUCGGCGGCGAAGGGUGGCCGUUGGAUCAAACGUGUCGACCUACGUUCUGGAGAGGAACACGUGUUUCGUGAAUGAAGUCUUGAUGGGCAAGGCAGCGUGGUAGAGACGUGAAGGAGAGGGAUAGUUUUUUACUCUUUUUUUUCUAUUUCUUUUUCUUUUAUUAAAUAAAGAAGGUUCAUGAAUGUAAAUUACAUGUAUAUACGAUUUUGAAAUAGAAACCAUUAGAAUCUAAACCUAAA